GACAGGGCAGGGGCAGGGCAGGGCAGGAGCACCACCACUGGGCAGGGUUCCACGGUUGAGCACGGCAGCAUGGGCAGCCCGCCGGUAUCAAAUGAGGUGGACGUCCACGCAAUUCCCUCCCACCACCCCGGUCCACUCUCGGCUCUUACCCAGAGACCUCCCCACUGCCGCACCGUACAGUGUACGCAAGCGUCCCACGUAUCCAUCCGCCGUCCCCAUCUCCCUGUCUCCUCCCUCCUCAGGCCUCAGGCUCAAGGGUCUGGUUGUUUGGCCUUGCUGCUCCCGACCGCGACUAUCUCUGCUUGUCUCUCUCAACCGCUCGUGUCUUGUCAUCCUGCACCAUACCUCCCCUUUUCUCUCUCCUCAUACCCACUCCGCUCUCCCGCCCUAUUAACACUCGACCUCGUCUUUAUUAUUGCCCUUCCGCCCUCCGCCCUCCGCCUUGCAACCCUGCCGCCGCCUGCUUGUCUUCUUCCUCCCUCUCGGCGGCGCUCCAUUCAACCUAUACACUCUUUUGUCCAGGCAGCGCCGAUGUGGUUGGUGUUCACCAUCACGAGUUCGAGGAACGUGGAAUAGACCGAGCCGACGUCACCCCAUCAUCACGUCACGCCCACGACUGCAACUGCGACUGCGACUGCGACUGCGAUAUAGGUUGCAACUGCUGCAACUGCACUUCCGCAAGCGCUUACGACGACGACUCGCCCCCCACAUAUAUCUUCGCCCGUUCAACCCCCAAAGGCAUUCUGGAUUGAGAGACACACCUACUCCAGAACUGACCAGACCAUGGACCCGAACCGAGGCAACGUGCCUGAGAAUGGCCAAUACGACGAGGCCUGGGCACACGAUCUCCGCAUCCAAUUCGAGCAACUGCUGAGGGAUAGGCGAUUAAACGAGCUCAGCAACCGUUCUCGUCAAGGCACCCCUCAGCCCCGAGAGUCGGCCUCCUCUGCUAACCUGCGAUCCGCUGCCGCCGCACCAUCACCCGGACGCCCAUCCUCGUCACACACUGCUACUCCACCAGCCUAUGCCUCGCUGCGUAACAUGCCAAAGGUGCCCACAGCGCCGGCUGCGAACGACAGGGAGUCACAGAAGUUUAGGAAUCUUCUGGUCACCCUCUCACAAACACCAACGAAAUAUGAGAACCCGGGACUACUCGACGAGGCACUCCAGGUCAUCCCCUUGGAUCGGAUCUACGGCGAGGCCGAGGAGGAGGCACAGGUCUUGCAGGCACAGGCCGAGAGCAUGGGUGAUGGCAGGAAACCAGAAUGGGGCUACCAAGAUUGUGUAGUCCGAGCAUUGCUCAGAUGGUUCAAACGAGCUUUCUUCACCUGGGUCAACAACCCGGCUUGCCCAGCGUGUCUGUCGCCGACAGUGGCCCAAGGAAAGACAGCGCCGACACCCGAAGAGAACGCUUGCGGUGCCCUCAUUGUCGAGUUGUAUCGAUGCUCAAACAGUGCCUGCGGGGCUUACGAACGCUUUCCCCGGUACAGCGACGUCUGGCGGUUACUGCAGACACGGAGAGGCCGGUGCGGUGAGUGGGCAAACUGCUUUAGCAUGCUCUGCCGGGCCGUCGGCAGCCGUGUCCGCUGGGUGUGGAACGCCGAAGACCACGUUUGGACAGAGGUCUUCUCGGAGCACCAGAAGAGAUGGGUUCACGUCGAUGCCUGUGAGGAGGCGUGGGAUAACCCGCGGCUCUACUCCGAGGGCUGGGGCAAGAAGAUGUCGUACUGCAUUGCCUUCUCCAUCGACGGCGCGACGGAUGUGACCCGGCGAUAUGUACGAAAGAGCGAAUAUUCCCUUGAGCGGACCCGAUGCCCGGAGGACGUCCUGUUGUACAUCCUGCAGGAGAUCAAGAACAUCCGGAGAUCCAACAUGAACAAGGACGAGCGAUUCCGACUCGAGAAGGAGGACGCACGGGAGGACCGCGAGCUGCGCACCUAUGUCAUUUCUUCCAUCACGCAGGCCGUCACCCAGCUCGUGCCCGGCGCCGUGCCCGUUGCACCCAGCGCUCCACCGCAGCCCGCCCGGCGAACACCUUCAUCCUCCGACGACACCAAGACCCCUGCCGAGCUACCUGGCCGACAAAGUGGGAAUGCCGAGUGGGUUGCUGCACGAGGCGAAAAUGGAAGAAGACAGCAGUUCCAGCCUCCGCAAGACCCCUCGCGCCGUCCGCCUUUCCCCUAAGUGGUUUCAGGCUCGGGUCCCUCUCACUCAACGGCCACGCCCACCGACAGACCAUAAUUCCCUAUAUCUCUAAUAUCUACUCUUUUUGUUCCUGCCGGCAAACCGAGUCUGGCCAACUCGAACACACUUGGCAACAAAGCCUCCAAAUCUCUUCGACUCUCAUCUGUACUUACUUUCAUUCCGACGAUUUUUUUCUGCAUUUUCAUUUGUAACAAUUCAUCUGCGUUGGCACAGUCUGUCAGCGCCGGCGCAACGGGGCUCAUUUAUAAAGCCAUGCUUUUGGUGUUACGUGGGUUUGUGGCGCUCGAAGCAACCGACUUCGCGUCAAGGCGUUCUGGUCAGGCACGAAUCCAUUGCGGUUGCAUACAAAUCAAACAAACACUGCGGGGUUUGAUUUCUUUUGGUAUAUCAGGGGUGGCAACUCCGGGGGGUGGGUGGGCACUUCAUGUACAAGGUACAAUCCAUGAGGGAUAUGACGGUUUCUGUUGUCUCUGAAGACGGCGCGGGACUGGCCUCGUUGGAAUCGGGCAUGAUUAGGAGUUCCUCUGGCUGGGCAUGCAAGGGCCCUCGGGCGUUGGAGAGGAAGCCGGGUCGAAAAAGUCGAUACCAAAUAUCCACAUUUGUUCAGCCAUCCUCAUUCGAGGGGCUCAAGACCCACA
Messenger RNA from Diaporthe batatas, 2843 nucleotides. Its product is annotated as peptide-N4-(N-acetyl-beta-glucosaminyl)asparagine amidase. Lineage: Eukaryota; Fungi; Ascomycota; Sordariomycetes; Diaporthales; Diaporthaceae. The record is from RefSeq and is a predicted model, not a curated record. The transcript has 2 exons. Gene Ontology annotation, molecular function: peptide-N4-(N-acetyl-beta-glucosaminyl)asparagine amidase activity. Gene Ontology annotation, cellular component: nucleus; cytosol. Gene Ontology annotation, biological process: protein quality control for misfolded or incompletely synthesized proteins; protein deglycosylation; glycoprotein catabolic process. Bases 784 to 2184 code for a protein of 466 amino acids.